Messenger RNA from Salarias fasciatus (jewelled blenny), 1077 nucleotides. RefSeq names its product gastrin-releasing peptide receptor-like. The transcript has 3 exons. The record is from RefSeq and is a predicted model, not a curated record. Gene Ontology annotation, cellular component: plasma membrane. Gene Ontology annotation, molecular function: neuropeptide receptor activity. Gene Ontology annotation, biological process: G protein-coupled receptor signaling pathway. The coding region runs from base 1 to 1077 and encodes 358 amino acids. Lineage: Eukaryota; Metazoa; Chordata; Actinopteri; Blenniiformes; Blenniidae.
AUGUCUCUGGAGGACCCGUUCAUUCCGUCCCCGGAGGACAGCAGGGGGCUUCCCCGGAAUGUCUCCAGACUGCUCAGGAAUGCAACAGGAGGGCAGCAGCCGUACGGCGUCUGGACCCCCGGGAUCGGGAUCGCCGCGGUGUACGGGCUCCUCAUCGCGGUGGGACUGGUGGGAAACGUGACCCUGAUGAGGACGUGCCUGCUGGUCAAGUCCAUGCGCACCGUGCCCAACCUGUUCCUGUCCAGCCUGGCCCUGGGCGACGUGCUGCUGCUGCUCACCUGCGCCCCGGUGGACGCCAGCCGCUACCUGGUGGACCGGUGGCUGUUCGGGCGCGUGGGGUGCAAACUGAUCCCGUUCGUGCAGCUGACCUCGGUGGGAGUCUCCGUGUUCACCCUGACCGCGCUCUCCGCAGACCGGUACAAAGCCAUCGUCAAACCACUGGACCGGUCCGGUGCGCCCCUCAGCGUCGGCCUGAGAGCCGGAGCCAUCUGGUUGCUCUCCGGCACGCUGGCGGUCCCCGAGGCGGUCUUCUCCGACCUGGACACCUUCACCACCCGCCACACCAACGAGACAUUUGUCACCUGUGCGCCGUACCCCCACACCGGGGACCUGCACCCCAAGAUCCACUCCACCGCCUCCUUCCUCAUCUUCUACGUCGUCCCGCUGCUCAUCAUCUCGGUCUACUACUGCUUCAUCGCCCACAGCCUGGUGAGGAGCUCUGAGGACUUUGCAGCUGAGGGCCGGCUGCAUCUCCACAGACAGAUGGAGUCCCGGAAGCGUCUGGCCAGAACCGUGCUGGUGUUCGUCGGCCUGUUCGCCGUCUGCUGGCUCCCCAGCCACAUCAUCUACCUGUACCGCUCCUACCACUACGGCCAGGCCGACACCUCGCUGGGCCACUUCAUCGCCAGCGUGUGCGCCCGCAUCCUGGCCUUCACCAACUCCUGCGUCAACCCCUUCGCCCUGUACCUGAUGAGCAAGAGCUUCAGCAAGCACUUCAGCAGGCAGCUGCUGUUCUGCUUCUCGUCCACAAGUCUUCACAGCCAGAACAGUGGAAGAACGCAUGUGACGUCAGUGUGA